Molecule: messenger RNA, 1698 nt
Organism: Rhinolophus ferrumequinum (greater horseshoe bat)
Lineage: Eukaryota; Metazoa; Chordata; Mammalia; Chiroptera; Rhinolophidae
Product: tumor susceptibility gene 101 protein-like
Biological process (GO): endosome to lysosome transport; protein transport; protein modification process
Cellular component (GO): ESCRT I complex
Molecular function (GO): ubiquitin binding
Source: RefSeq, a predicted model, not a curated record
GUGUUGGACAGCCAGCUCAAGAAAAUGGUGUCCAAGUACAAAUACAGAGACCUAACUGUAUGUGAAACUGUCAGUGUUUUUCUGUCAUACAAGGAUUUUAAACUUGUAUUGGAGUCAUAUGUUUUUAAUGAUGGCAGGUCCAGGGAACUAAUGAACCUUAUUGGAGCAAUUCCUGUGCCCUAUAGAGGUAAUGCAUAUAAUAUCCCAAUGCGUCUCUGGCUGCUGGACACAGACCCAUAUAAUCCUCCUGUCUGUUUUGUUAAGCCUGCUAGUUCAAUGACUAUCAAAACAAGGAAGCGUGUUGAAGCAAAAGGGGAGAUAUAUCUUCCUUAUCUACAUGAGUAGAAACACACAGUCAACUUGUUGGGGCUUAUUCAGCUCAUGAUCGUGGUGUUUGGAGAUAAACCGCCAGUCUUCUCUCAACCUACUCUUUCAGCAUCCUAUGCACCAUACCAGGCAACAGGGCCACCAAAUACCUCCUAUACACCAGGCGUGCCCAGUGGGAUCUCUGCAUACCCAACCAGAUACCCUCCCAAUCCCACGGGUUACUCAGGCUGUCCUUACGCACUGGUGGUCAGUAGCCUGCCACAAGUCCCCAGUACACUUUCCGCUCCCGUGACCACUGUUGGUCCUAGUAGGGAUGGCACAAUCGGUGAGGACACCAUCAUCUCAGUGGUCAGUGGCAAACUGAGGUGGCGGAUGAAGGAGGAAAUGGAUUGCACCCAGGCAGAGCUCAAUGCCUUGAAAUGAGCAGAGGAAGACCUGAAAAAAGAUCACCGGAAACUGGAAGAGGUGGUCACCUGUUUAGAUCAAGAAGUAGCUGAGGUUGAUAAAAACACAGAACUUUUGAGAACAAAGGAUGAAGAGCUCAGUUCUUCUCUGGAGAAAAUGACAAAUCCAUCUGAAAGCAAGGAUAUUGAUGAAGUUAUCAUUCCCACAGCCUCACUAUACAAACAGAUCCUAAAUCCGUACACGGAGGAAAAUGCUAUUGAAGACAUUAUCUUUUUACCCGGGAGAAGCCUUGAGGUGGGGAGUCAUAGACCAAAUGUCUUCCUAAAGCACGUAUGUCUUCUGUCCCGUAAACAGUUCCAGCUGAGGGUACUAACGCAAAAAGCAAGAAACACUGCCGUCUCAGUGACCUGCGCGAGUGGCAAUGACACCUACUACAGCAGUACUCAGAUUGUGGGGGCAUCCGAACGACCUGGGCUUAUCGGGCCCACUCCGGGGGCGCCCAGUGCUACAACCGGAAACGCGACUGGAGGCCAGUGGAUGCUGGAUGGAGCGGAUUGCGUCCUGGGGCGCCCGCGCCAGCGCUUAGGCUCCGCGGAGUGCAGAUCUUCGCCCAGCCACCCGCGACCAGGUGUCCGCAGCCUCGGGAAAGACGUUUGGGAGGAACGAUGGCGGGAGCCAGUGAUUCUCCGACAAGGGUUGCAGACAUCAGCCAAAGGCGUCUCAGAGAACUUUAAUUCCAGUAUCCCAAACAAGCGGCUCGGGUCGGGGCCUCUGGGAGACGGCGGCCAGAGCCUGGCCCCCCAGCGCGUCUUCUCCAGGGCGCUGUCGGCUCCCUGCGCGCCCUCACAUUGGUUCAACCGCGCGCGCUCGGCGCGCUUCGAGUUCACUGGGGACAGCCGGGGACCCGCGGGCAGACGCGCAGACAGACAGACGCCGCGGUGCCGGGCGGUCUCCGGCUGCGCCUGA